AGUUUGAAGGUUGUGGAUCUUUCAUACAUGAUCUCCUCCUUCCUGAGGCUCAAAAAUAAAUCAUUCUUUAAAUUCUUUCUUGGAACAUUCUGUUCUUUGAGAAAGUUCCAACCUGAGCAUUGUAGCAGACAAGGCGCUGUCUCGUGGGGGUUGUGUGGCCUCUCCUCAGCGGUACAUUGAAAGUGAUGCCUGUGGUGCGGGGAGUCCAUGCACCGAGCAUUCAAAGCACUAUUUAACACCAGGGUUUAAUGGGUCCUGUAAUUGGAAUGUCGCCAGAUAAGAAAGAGGAAACCCCUGGGAUACAACAGCUGGUGGGAUCGCGGGCCGCCGCGUGUGGAAUGGGCACCCUGCCGGAAGCGGAGAGCGCGGCCAGCCCCAAAGCGACCAGCGUGGACAAGGGGCUGGGCGAUGACGAGGAGCUCACCAACCUCAACUGGCUGCACGAGAACCUGCUGCAGAACUUCACGCUGGGCACUGAGACCCAGCCCAGCGUCAGCCCCCUGUACGACAUCGAGGGGGGCGGCGUCGUGCCAGCCUCCUGCUCCGAGGGCCAGGAGAAGGACUCUCUCAAGUCCAAGCCCCCCUACUCCUUCAGCCUCUUGAUCUACAUGGCCAUCGAGCAGUCCCGCAACAAGUGCCUGCCUGUCAAGGAGAUCUACAGCUGGAUUCUCGACCACUUCCCUUAUUUUGCCAACGCCCCCACGGGUUGGAAGAAUUCCGUGAGGCACAACCUGUCCCUCAACAAAUGUUUUCAGAAAGUGGAGAGGAAUCUGGGCAAGGCGAACGGGAAGGGAUCCCUGUGGUGUGUGGACCCGGAGUACAGACCCAACCUGAUACAAGCACUGAAGAAGCAGCACUUCCCAGCAGCACAUGCAUUCUGCACACCGCCUGCCUCUCCUCCAAGUGGUUCCUCACCCCCUCGACAUUUGAUUCUUCAAGAUCAAGGAUGUUCUCUAAAAGAGUCUGAUAUUGAUGCUGCCACUGCUAUGAUGCUUUUAAAUUCUUCCCCAGAGCAACACAGGAUGCACUGUGGCAAGCCUCAGCAGUCCAGAGCUCUCUCUCAAAAGAGGAGCUACAGCCACCACCACCACCAUCACAGCAGCAGCAGCAAUAAGAUGCCGGGGGUGCAGGAUAACCCUAUCGAUCUCUCCCGGCCAGAAAUCGCCGUCAUCAGCAACGACCCCAAGGAGGAUCACAACUACAGUGCCACGUUCCAGCGCUGCGCAUCGCGCUCCAGCGUGUCGUCCCUGUCAUCCUUCGACGAGGCCUACGAAUACGCCUCCCAGGCGCGACGGGCAGGCAGCGAGGGUUUCCAUAGCGACGAGGACUCGGACCUGGCAGAGGAGCUGGAGCAGGCAAAGGAUCGGCUGGGAGACAGCGGCUACGGGUCCAAGCAGCACGCAGCCAAGGGCCCGGCCAGCAAGAAGCCACGCAAGGAAGUGAAGCAGGAGAUCGACGAGGAGCUGAAGGAGGCGGCCGGGUCCUUGCUGCACCUCGCAGGCAUUCACACGUGCUUGGAUGCCUCGAGACGCACGGCCAAGAGCAAGAGCAAGAGCAAGAGGCAAACCAAAAAAUAAGGAAGCCUGCAAAUGUUUUUUUUUUUUUUUUUUUUUUUUUUAAUUGUUUUUUUUACAUACAAAAGAUGUUAAAGUACAUUAAAAGAAUCCUACAUGGCAAUAUUAUUGUUCACAAAGGAGAUCAAAGCCAUAUUGAGACUUUUACUAAGAAAAGUGACAUAUAUAACAAGAACUGCCGUGAACAUUUUCAUCCAUUUUUUCUUUAUAUAUAUGUGUGUGUGUGUGUGUGUG
Messenger RNA from Polyodon spathula (Mississippi paddlefish), 1808 nucleotides. Its product is annotated as forkhead box protein N2-like. Gene Ontology annotation, biological process: regulation of DNA-templated transcription. Bases 249 to 1577 code for a protein of 442 amino acids. Gene Ontology annotation, molecular function: cis-regulatory region sequence-specific DNA binding; DNA-binding transcription factor activity. Gene Ontology annotation, cellular component: nucleus. The record is from RefSeq and is a predicted model, not a curated record. NCBI's taxonomy places the organism in Eukaryota, Metazoa, Chordata, Actinopteri, Acipenseriformes, Polyodontidae. The transcript is spliced from 6 exons.